Messenger RNA from Zea mays, 2368 nucleotides. RefSeq names its product putative RING zinc finger domain superfamily protein. Gene Ontology annotation, molecular function: ubiquitin-protein transferase activity. The transcript is spliced from 8 exons. Lineage: Eukaryota; Viridiplantae; Streptophyta; Magnoliopsida; Poales; Poaceae. Bases 258 to 1679 code for a protein of 473 amino acids. The record is from RefSeq and is a predicted model, not a curated record.
ACCUCCAUAACUCCAUUGCCUUUCGUCCUUCGUCUUCUCGUUCCUCGAUAAGCACGUAAUAAAUAAACAAAUUUCAUUUUUUUCUCGGUCGUCCUCCUCUGCUUCGACUCUCUUCUCCAACUCCGCCUCGGCGUCGUCGUGCGCUUCGAUCUUUCCCAUUUCCAACCGGAGGGGAGGCGUCGGCGCAAUAAUAGGAGGCGCCUUUGUUUCGCCCAUCGCCGGCAUGGGGAACUAGCUUCGUGGCUGGGCCCCACGCCAUGCAAACCAGUGAGACCACCGGGACCGCAUCGCCGCCGGCUGUUGAGCCGGAGGCCGAGGACAAGGUGGAAGAGGGGGCGCGGGCGAAUGAGGAGGCGGCGGCGAAGGUGGGCGGCGACGACGAGGAUGACUGGGAAUCGGAGCAUGAGGGGAGGAGAGGCAGGCGGCAGCGGUGCCGGCGAGGCGGUGCGGCGGGGGACAGCGCCGUGGCCAUGGUGAAGCGGGAGCUGCUCACGCGCUGCUUGACGUGCCCGCUCUGCGACCACCUGCUCCGGCAGGCCACCACCAUCUCCGAGUGCCUCCAUACAUUUUGUAGAAAGUGUAUCUAUAAAAAGCUCAAUGAUGAGGAUCUGGACCACUGUCCAGUAUGUAAAAUUGAUCUGGGCUGCACUCCAGUCGAGAAGCUUAGAGCUGAUCAUAAUAUACAAGAUGUGAGGUCAAAAUUUUUUCCAUUCAAAAGAAAGAAGGUUAAUGCUGAAGAAGCCGAAUCUCCUAUUAUGCUGCCUGUUAAAGUUAAAGAGAGGUCUAUCUCAUCGUUGGUGGUCAAUACACCUAGAGUAACCCCAGCAGCUUUGACAGGGAGGCGAACAAGAGCGGUUACCAGGAAGGCUGCCGCAUUGCGUGGCCUUGGUCCUAUCAUUGUGGAUCCUUUAAAAAAGGACAACGAUAACCCAAAUAAGCAAACUGAUAAUUCAAGCUUGCUAGAUAGCUUGAACAAAAUACCUCAAACAAGAAGACAGUUAUUGUCGAAUGGGGACACAACAAGUCAUCUCUCUGUUAAAGAUAAAGCAGGUGAUAAUAAGGACCUGGAUAAGUCCGAGUUCUGGAAACCUUUGAAUUGUCUUGUAGAAGCUGCAAGCAAAACAAAGCCCCUGACAAGUGCACCAAGGCCAGCUUUGAAGGGAGAUAAGCCCAGAAAAUCUCCGAGUAGUGAUAGCGAACAUUCUAGCAGAACAAAGACUAGGGAGCCUCUUCAGAAGUCCAAAGCUGAAGUUGACAAAAGCGAUCCCGGGCCAAUAGUGAUGCUUAGAAAGAGAGGGCGGCCUGGCCGGAAGAGGAAAAAUCCCCUACCUGAAACAAAUGCAGAUUCCACUGCUACAGCUAUCCAGGCCAGGAAGGCAUUGAGCCCAAUAUGGUUUUCAUUGAUUGCCUCGUUUGACCAGAAAGGUGUCCCUCCUUUGCCUCAGAUACCUGCACACUAUUUGAGAAUAAAGGAUGGGAGCAUACCCGCGUCAUCUAUUCAAAAGUACAUUGUGCAGAAGCUCAGUCUUCUAAGCGAAUCCGAGGAAAUUCUCAAUGAGUCGGCUGAGAAGUCCAUACUUCUCAUGUUGACACAUAAGAAGCUCCAAGCUGUCGAGUCCACUUGGCAAGACUUGGAGAUAGAGAAGGCCGCCAGCUCUGAACUGGCGGACAUAGUUUAGAAGCUGAGAGACCAGCUCGAAGCAAAGUCACUCGAGCUUGAAGGUCGAAAUAAGCUGCUGCGGGCAGACCGUGAACCCUGGGCAACCUGUGCGCAACUUGGUGGAGCGGUGGCUGAGGGUUGGCCCGGCGCGCCCGCUGCACACGGUGAUCGGCUCCUCCGGGGGAGAUUAUGUGAUGGUGAUAAGCUAUGGGCGGCCCAAGUCCGCGUCCUGUUAAAACCAUAUCACCAUCGACGGCCUGGCGAGGUCGAUUCCUAGUUCGAACAAGGGUUGGUGCCGCCGCCGCUGCCGCCGCCGGGGAAGAGGCCGUCGACAGAUAAACUCAAGCAGCGGUAGCGGGCUGCUCUGCCGCAGCAGCUCGUCCUCUCACCGGCGUGUUCUUUAAGGAUCUGUUCGUUCGUUCGUUGUUGCCAUACAUGCACAUGUGAUGGAAGUCGCUGUAAUUUGGUAGUACUUGGUAGGCUGUGAGUGAGAACUGACGUUUAGGUUGGAGGCGAGAUCGUUAACCUGAGCUUAAGUGUUGGGGGCGAUGAGUCCGCCGUGUAUGGGAGAGGCGCUGCUGGUUCAGUUCUUUUUCCUCCGUUUUUUUUUUCACUUCUUGAAGGGAAAAACACACACAAAUACAUAAUGUACUACCUCCGUUUAUUUGUCCUGAACUAAUAUCCAGCCGUGACUGAUUCGGAUCGUUA